AUGCCUGCCACAACUGCAGAGACCCUGUCGCUUGUUAGCAGACAAGUGUCAGUCGCUCCACUAGUUCUCUUAUCAGCUGCAGAUCACUACGGCCGGUCUGCAAAGGGGACACGGAAACGAGUAGUAGGUGUUCUACUGGGUCAAAAUGACGGCAAGAAUGUUCGAGUGUCGAACAGUUUUGCGGUGCCAUUUGAGGAAGAUGAGAAAGAUCCAUCCGUCUGGUUCCUGGAUCAUAACUAUGUCGAAGCAAUGCGGGAAAUGUUCAAGAAGGUCAAUGCGCGAGAAAAAUUGAUUGGGUGGUAUCAUUCCGGUCCGAAACUGCGAGCAUCUGAUCUCGAGAUCAACGAGCUAUUCAAGAAAUACACACCGAACCCUCUCCUUGUCAUCAUCGAUGUUCAGCCGAAAGAAGUCGGUGUACCUACAGACGCCUAUUUUGCGAUUGAAGAGAUCAAGGACGAUGGAACGACCACAACCAAGACAUUUGUGCAUACCCCCUCGAUCAUUGAGGCGGAGGAAGCAGAAGAGAUUGGUGUGGAACAUCUUCUCAGAGACAUCCGCGACGUCGCAGUUGGCACACUCUCUUCCCGAAUCACUCAACAGUUGCAGUCUCUUCAAGGCCUCCAUCUACGGUUGCGGGACAUCAGCACAUACCUUCAAAAAGUUCUUGAUGGCGAACUUCCCACCAACCAUGCCAUCCUCGGCAAUUUGCAAGAUAUUUUCAAUCUCCUCCCUAAUUUGACCACCCUUCCCGCAUCCCGACCGAAUGGCAAGAAUCAAAUCGAGAAUAGCGAGCUGGCUCGGGCCAUGAGCAUCAAGACCAACGAUCAGCUGAUGACCAUCUACCUUAGCUCGCUAGUCCGUGCAAUAACCGCCUUCCAUGACCUGAUUGACAACAAGAACCAGAACCGACAGCAACAGGAAGAAAAGGAGGCAAAGAAGGAUGAUACUGAAAAGAAGGAGGGUGAGAAGGAGAAGGACGAGAAAAAGGCAGGACCUAAUGGAGCGGUGAACGGGGACAAGAAGGAAACUGAAGAGACUGGCAGUGGAAAAGGCAAGGGGAAGAAGAAGAGCUAG
This is a messenger RNA of Cladophialophora psammophila CBS 110553, 1074 nucleotides long. RefSeq names its product 26S proteasome regulatory subunit rpn-8. Gene Ontology annotation, cellular component: proteasome complex; proteasome regulatory particle. NCBI's taxonomy places the organism in Eukaryota, Fungi, Ascomycota, Eurotiomycetes, Chaetothyriales, Herpotrichiellaceae. Gene Ontology annotation, biological process: proteasome-mediated ubiquitin-dependent protein catabolic process. The record is from RefSeq and is a predicted model, not a curated record. Gene Ontology annotation, molecular function: protein binding; metallopeptidase activity. The transcript is spliced from 2 exons. The coding region runs from base 1 to 1074 and encodes 357 amino acids.